Messenger RNA from Paramuricea clavata, 1141 nucleotides. Lineage: Eukaryota; Metazoa; Cnidaria; Anthozoa; Malacalcyonacea; Plexauridae. The record is from the annotation of a GenBank genome assembly.
AUGGCGAACAACUUUGACAUGAACGAUAUGACCGUUGAACAACUUAUGGCACUUAGUGAGAUAAUCGAUGACAGCGACUAUGAAGGAAAUCUUGAGGAUGAAGUGAAUAAAAUCUCGGAGGAUAAGUUCUACCGUGUUGCACCUAAGGACAAGGGAGAGAACAUCUUCGCGGAAGAGAAACUAUUCAUCGAUGAAGGCGAUAGAGCUACGGAUCCCAAAAGGCCAAGAAGACUCCCACUGAACUACAAGGGUAAGAGAGGAAUAAUGCCAACAUGGAAAUAUUCCGAGAGGCAGAAGGCAAAGGCUUUACUAGUUGAGGAAGCGUAUCAGAGCCUACUAAGUAGAGGAGUUGAAGGUCUACCACCAACAAUGGGAGGUAGAUGGAGAACGGACGAUCCUCAGGUAAACGCGGAGAUGAAGAGGCUCGAAAACCUUAGAAAUCCCAAGCGUUCUAGAGGUAGACCACAAAAGGUCAAGGUUGAUGGUGAAGUAACCCCCAAAAGAAGGGGUAGACCACCAAAGGCCGCGGUAGCCGAAACUAAAGAAGUUAAGGUUGCCAAAAGGAGAGGUAGACCACCAAAGGCUAAGGCGGUUGAAACUCGAGAAGUUACGGUUCCCAAGAGAAGAGGUAGACCACCUAAGGCUAGAAGACAGACUGUCGCAGAAAGGUUCGUAAGCCAGGGCCGGAUAAAACUCUCGGUUCCUACGAACAGUGUCAUAACACAGGUGGGACCAAAUAAGUUCACGGUGACAGUGGAUCUCAGUAGAAAACCUACAAGGAAAGCUCCUGAGGUGCCAAAAGGUGUGACUCCAUGGAAACCUGUUCCCAAGCCUAGAACUGUUCUUCCUAAGGAAAUACCUGUUCCUAAACCUAGAAUUAAAAUUCCUAAUGAAAGACCUAUUCCUAAGCCAAGGACUAAAAAACCAGUGCCUCCUCCAAAGUUACGAAAGCCUGCAAGGGUGACUAGGGAAGUUGUGGAGCAGCCUGUGGUGGUUACACCUGAGGAACAUGAAAUCGAUCCAUUUGGAACAUACCUCGAUAAGCCAUACUACAGGAAAAUAGAAACUGCCGCAAAUGGAGCAGCUGUGACCUACUCAAUAACCCCAAACUAUAUGGACCCACUGGACCAGAUGACAGCAA